AUGCAAGGAGAGCUUCAAACUGAAAGCAUGCGCUUCACCUUCCCCUUCAAUUACAACUUCUUCACCUGUUUUGACGAGUUUCUCAACGUUAGACGAGCCAUCAACUACUCGGAGUCUGCCCAGUCGCCAUUCUUUGCUGAGGUGAAAGCUAUGGAGGAUGAAACAGAGACGGCAGCGCCUCCAAAGAUUCCGCCUUCCCCACGGCUUCCCUGCGAUCUAGUGAUCCGCGUCAAGAAAUUCACUCUGGAAAUCAAGGACGAUCCAUUUGAAUGCAAACUCAGCGAUGAUUUCAUGGUUCUAAUGGACGAGAGCGUUGAACAACAGAAACGUGUUGCAGCACUGACCUCCCAGCUGGAUCGAAGUCGUCGGCCCCGUUGUGCAUCGCAGUCCCCAUCGGCAGCAGCAGCGGCGGCAGAGCUACAGGCCUGUCUGGAGCAGUUGGAAUUUCAACGUGCUACUGAAUACAUUGCGCGUAUUCGACGCUUCUAUUCGGGCUAUACGAUGGCUGACGAUCUCUUCACAUGGAGCAUGGAGGAUGCAUGCUUGAACAUCCUUGCUGAUGGUGCCUGCAUAUCACCACACAAAGUGAUUGAGGAGAUUCAAAGGCUUGACGACGUCAGUCCUUGGAACAACCUACAACCAUCCGACUUCAAUCAACUCUGCUGCCGCCGUGUGCAUGUCGCGGUGGGCCAUUUCCAAUGGCAACUGCGAGACUACUCUAAGGCCCUAGUGGACGCCACUGAGGUUACCUUGACAGGAUCUGUUGCGGUUGCAACUCAACGCUCGAUGGACCCUCGGAGCCAACGCGACUGUAAGGUGGAUCUAGGCUCACCCUGGCAACCUUCCAGCAUCAACGUUGUGCGCUAUGUCUCACCAACGAAAUUUUUCUACGAAUUGUUUGCUGAUGUAAAAGAAAUGUCCCUGUGCUAUGGCUCUAAUUGGGAGCCUACUCUUGCGUGGUUAAACCUGCGUCUGGACGACAUCCGAAGGGCCUCAGUGGACCCCUCAACUCCGCCACUGGGGUGGUGGGACCGGGUCCGACUCAUCUAUCAUGGCCGCCUCGGCUUCACGUGCACGCGCUUCUCUUGGCUCUAUUCGACUAGCCUAGAUCCCUAUAACGCCCACGAGUUUCUCACCUUCCAGUGGACCGCUUGCACAUUCGACUGGAUUCCCGGUCACAUCUUUGUCAAUGGCGACCUGGAUUUGUUUUUCCAAACAACCUCGAAGUAUGAUGGAGUGUGUCACGUCCUGCAGAUACCUAAUCUCAAUUUCGAGGCUUCAAUGGAUUGGCUCUCCUUCGGCAAUCAAUUCGACCACCAUUCGGUUAAAGUAGUCAACGGUGAACGAUUGGGCGCUGAUGAACUUACCCACGAUUCCUACGCAAAUUUUCGUGGAAAUCGCCUUCUGUUGGGUCUUGUCUUUAGUGUUGCUGAUGUCUCGAAUACUCAACCUCCACGAUGUUUCAUCUAUACCAACCUGCUGAAGCUAUUUGAUCGUCUCAAAAUGUGUCUCUCCCGCAUCUCGCGUCCAAUCCGUCGCGGGGCCAUCUUCAAUCGUAUUCGUCCACGAAAGCCUCUCUUUGGGCAACUGCUUCAGUCGCUCGCGGUUUCAGUUCAAAUGCCAUGCCUGGAGGUAACUUACUGGGUCUCCUACAACAAACGCCUCGGGGUUCACGCAUGUAGUGGUCCGUUGGACCUCCACGCCACCUUCGGUGUUCACGUGGAGGGUGAGAGGGAGGCAAGAACAUCAACGGGUGCCGUAGUCUUUGUUUUACCUCCUCGAAACCCACAGAGACGUAUUGCACCACAAUGGAGUCUUCAGAGGGUCGAUGCAAGGCUUCUUAACUGUCGUGCGUGGCUCCUGGACCGCCCGGAUCGAACGGCGUUGCAUUUAAUAUCGCGUGCUGACGGGAGCUCAACCGACCAGGAUGGUCUUCUCUCUUCAUUUCCACCCAAUUCUGAGUUGCUUAUCUUCUCAUCCAUUCAUUUUGAACGAGAGCUCAAGAGCCAAUUCGACUUACCAGCCCAACCCGUGAGAGUUCAAAUUCCCGGUCUGGAAGGUUUUAACGAAGAAUGUAGUGACGACACUGGACCUGUAGAAUCUGCGGACGCAAGAAGCUUUGUAAAUGAAGACUCGUCUUCGGCUUCCCUCGAACGUCGGCAUACUCCGAAAAUCCAGCUAUCGCAUGAGGAUCUGGAACCUGUCCAUCGGGUGGUGGUGGAGAACCCCAAGAUGCGAUGGAAUGAGACUAAUCGUAAUCUUGUGUACACCAUGAUGAACAUGUACAACCACGCACAAACGCUCAAAAAGAAUCUCUCGGCGCAAGCAUUAAAGGGUAUUUCUCUUGACAUCACAAAUGGUCCCACUGUUCCACCAUUGAACUCGCUGCGAUCUCGUAACGAAGGCGAUGGCGCAUCGAUGUCCUCCCGUGACAACGACGCGGAACCUUCAAAGUCUUCAACGUGUGUUGACGCGGGCACUUUGACGGAGGAGGGGAAGGCGAAUGAGCAUUCCCCCACGUCAUCGUGCAUGAAUACAACGGGAUCUGACACCUGGUCAGAGGUGCCGAUGCUGGCUAAAUUGGUGAAAGAGGCAGAGACGGCAAAGUUUUACGCCUAUUGCGAAGAAGAGCCUAAACAACCAGAUGUGCUAGAUCAACUUCAAGGCCUCUCGCUGUGCACCUCCAGUCCCGUACUCUCGCGUCAGUGGCACAUUGAACUCAGCAAUUGCCAGGUGAUGUUGAAACCCAGCGACUGUGCGGGCUACGUAAUCGUCUCAGCAGCGAAGGCCCGACUGGACUCAGUUGAACAUCCACCUGUCUGGCGUGAUGCUCGUCUCCUCUCCAAGUCCAGUCUUAUUGGUCAGAUGGAGUGUAUGCAGUACUACGCUACCGUCAGUGGUGGAGGUCUUGAGGCUUCCACACCAGACCAAUGGUUGUCACCCGCAGAUGUUCGCGACUGGCUACGCCUAGGUGCGGACUUUGGCCAGGACGCUCUCUCUGGUCGCCCUGAGGUGGUGGGAUCCGGUCAUGCAGUUGGUGGUACUGUCAGUGCCGUACCCUCCGUCACCACCCCCACUUCUGCCACUGCCAUUCAACUCCAGCGUAUGGUCUCACGGUGUGCCUGUCAGUUUGUCUACGUCACCUACGCACCCCUAGUUCCGACUAGCCUACCUCCUGGUCAUUUCGUCCCCCCAUUGCCCUCAACUGAGGAUGACUCGAAGGUUCUUCAGAGUCAGGAGGGUGCUGACACCUUUACACUACUUCAUAGAACUCUUGAGCUCUGCACCAAUUCGUUGCAAUACAGUAUGGUCUUCGACAUUGUCAACAAUCUCCUGCUCUACGUGGAACCGCAACAAAAGGCAGAGCGGUUUGAGCGCAACCGAGUGGGUCUAAGUUUGUUGGGUGAGCGAGAGCUGCGACAGGCCAUCCUGCGCGACCAAGAGGCGUUGCGUGGCCUUGUAAACACCCAGCGUGCGCACGAGCGCGAGUUGUGGGCUGCGCUACGUCUCCUUGAUCGCUCCCUCCGCGACGCUCAAACCGGUGCUCCUUCCUCUGCCGCAUCUACCAAACAGCUCUUUUUGCCAGUGUCGCGCUUAUCUCCCUCCACUUCUGCUGCCAUAAACUCUCCCUCGUCUUACAUGUCACCUGCGCUUGCUGCGCAGGCGGAGCAAAUUCUGGCCUUUGAAGAGCGAAUUGGGCAACUGAAGGCAAGUAUUGUGGAGAAGAACUCGCUGCUAUCUCAGAGCAUAGCUCACUUUCAGAAGGUGCACGUCCAGUCGCAGCGAUUACAGGGCGGACAGAACGUUGACGUGGCUGGCUCCGACACCACUGGAGGUCGGCAAAGGGAGAUCCGUCCAGGCUUAGUAGGCAAUACCAGUAAUUCAGAGGGUAAACCCAACCCAGCAGCGCCACUAAAUUCGUCUGCUUUCACGACACUCCCAACAACCGUGAAAGUAAAGACAGAUGCGUGUGUCUCGAUGAGUGGUAGUGGAGUUGCCGGUGGUAGUGGGACGGAACCCUCUCCUGAAGCAGCGGCAGCGGAGGUAGAGGCGGAGGUGGUACGACGCGAUGAGGUCUGCUUUGAGCAUGCUCGAUGGCGCAUGACCGAAGCUGAUGGACAAAUUGGUCUUGCCGAUGUGGAACUGCGCGGCUUUCUCUACGCACGCACUCAUCGACGUGAUGACUCGGGCUCCCACUGGCUGCAGCUAGGGUCAAUGAGAGUCCAUAGCCUUGCUCCAAACUCUUUUUACAAGGAAGUAUUGUUACCAGACUGCGGCAGCAGCUAUCACCACACCGGUGGACCGAUGAUUCGUGUUGCCUGUACACAGCGGCCUCCGGUUGGCGGCAUCUCUGUCAAGGAGGUGAUGGAAAUUAGCGUUGCUCCCCUUGUUCUCCAGAUUAGCAAGACAUUCUACAGUCAGCUGAUGCCUUUUUUCUUCCCCGAACGCGCCAAUGAGGAGGGCUCUUCCUCCUCCACCGUAGAACAUGCCGAUGCUCUGGAUCCCUCCACCUCUGUAAGUAUUGAUUUUACGGCAUCGUCGGAGGACCUCCAUGAUGGCAUAGAGUCACGGAUUAAACGUCGCAACAAGCAAGGUGGCAGGAUUAUCUCUAGACUGGAUCCCAAGACCUGGAGUGGACGCCUUUUGAGCCAUUCGGGAAAACAUUCCGGGCAUCAUCAUCAACAUCAACCACAACAACGAUUUAAAGUGUCCGUGGAUGAAAACGUCCCUGAAGAGGGUAUUUCGGAAGUUAACCCGACUUUAGAGCAGAGUGAACGUGGAGGCUCUGCGGGUUCCAGUAUCGGUCCUGAGCUUUCGUUGCUUCCUCUCGAUGUGAUGAGGGAACGUGCCCGUAGAAAUCAUGUCUUUCUUUACAUCAAAAUCCCUGGCUUUCCCAUUCGACUAAGUUAUAAGGGUGACAAACAGAAGAAUUUGGCAGACGUGACCAAUUUCGAAUUAAACAUUCCAAUGUUGGAAUAUCAUAAUCGUCUUUGGACAUGGCUCGACUUUGUCCUUGAAGUGAAGAUGCGUAUUCGGCGUCAGUUGAUCAAGGAGGCAAUCAUCGCUGACCCCGGGUUAAAUUUGGUUAUCACUGGGUCAACCAACCUUUUGGCGAUUCGAACACUCUCCGACGUGAUCAAACAGAAGUUGCGCCCACGUCGAGCACUCUCCUGGCACACAGGGCAUCCGUCCUCUAGUGAUCACGUAGCCUCCGUAGGUGCCGAGGUUGUUGAUGUCGGCGUCGAAGAGGAACCGAAUCUGGAGGGACACUAUCACAGCAACAAUUCCUCCUCCUCUGCCAGUGCCUCCAAUGCUCUCGCCGCUAGCAGCCGUCGGGAGCAGGAGGUUCUCAAGCUCAUCCUCGGGCGGCAUGCAGCCGAGCAUCCCCAGCAGCCGAGUAGUCGACGGAAAUUUCGUGUGUUUCGUUGA
Messenger RNA from Hydatigera taeniaeformis, 5430 nucleotides. The record is from the annotation of a GenBank genome assembly. Lineage: Eukaryota; Metazoa; Platyhelminthes; Cestoda; Cyclophyllidea; Taeniidae.